CGAUUGUUUCUGCAUUCUAUCGGGUGCCUCCAUACAGUGCUGAGGUGCUAAAGUUGGGCGUCAAGUGCACGGUUCGAAGUUCCCGAAGUGUUCCCACCGAGACGAUCCGGUUUCGGAUCCGUGAUCCUCCGCGUAGCGCAAGCAACUAAUAGAAACUAUGCGCUGUAGUGUAUAAUGGUGCAAACAACCUAGAAUCACACGGUAGCCGCCAUCAUCACGCGCUUAUAGUGUUAUUUCCAACUUUAAAACUCUUGCGCUUCAAACACGCACGAAACGAAGCAAUGGGCUCAGACAACAACGCCACGGGAGACGGGAAACCGUCGGAGGUGUCCAACGGCGCGACCAAGGAUUUGGAGCAGAUGAAAUCGUACAGUGGCGAAGGCAAAUCUCCGAGUGGGUUCGGUGCGCGUCAUGUACAAACGUUGCUACUCUUCUUCGGGCUCACGGUGGCGUACGCGUUGCGCGUUAAUCUUUCGGUCGCGAUCGUGGCAAUGGUUGAUCGGCACGCCGCCAACAAGGACUUUGAAGAGUUCGACUGGGACGAGCGCACAAAGUCGCUGAUCCUGAGCAGCUUUUUCUGGGGCUACGUGGUCACGCAGAUCCCGGCCGGUCAGCUGGCUCAGCGUUUCGGGCCAAAGAUGCUGCUUCUGCUGUCGGUGGGUAUCUGCUCAGCGCUAGCUGUCCUAACACCGGUUUGUGCCAACGCUGGCGACGCGAAGGCCGUCAUUGCACUGCGUGUGAUUCAGGGGCUUUCUCAGGGUUUCAUUUUCCCCUCGACUCACACCAUGCUGUCACGCUGGGCACCGGCCUCGGAACGAGGUCGGCUCGGGACACUGAGCUACGCGGGCGCACAAUUCGGUACAGUGUUGAUGCUUGCCAUUAGCGGUGUUCUCGCAUCGUCCUCUCUCGGGUGGCCUGGCAUUUUCUACAUUUCCGGCGCCGUUGGACUGAUUUGGUCGGUGGCGUGGUUCUUUUACGGUUGCAACUCUCCGUCCGAGUACCGAGGCAUCGCUCCCGAGGAGCGCGAGUUUAUCGAGAGUUCGCUCGGAUCGCAGGAUCACAACCGACGCAUUGUGACGCCAUGGUUGGCGAUCUUAACAUCGGCACCGAUGAUUGCACUGACGAUCGCACACAGUGCCCACAACUGGGGCUUCUGGACUUUGCUCACCGAAAUGCCAACCUACAUGAAGGAGGUGCUAGAGAAAGACAUUAAGAAGAACGCUUUGCUUUCUGCCCUACCUUACUUUGUGAUGUGGAUGUUGAGCUUCGUGUUCAGUCCGAUAUCUGAUUUCCUCAUCAAUCGCAACUAUCUGACGCGAGUAGCUGGUCGAAAGCUGUUCAAUACGAUCGGGCUUUGGAUACCGAUGGCGGCUCUGCUAGGUCUGGCAUUCGUUCCGAAAGGAAGCUCAGACUUGGCGGUGGUUCUGCUGACGCUAGCGGUCGGAAUCAAUUCGGCCACCUAUUUGGGCUUCCAGGUAAAUCACAUCGAUCUGGCACCGAAUCACGCCGGCACUAUGAUGGGAAUAACGAACUGUGCGGCCAACGUUAUGUCCAUAAUUGCGCCACUCAUCGUCGGCGAGGUGAUAACGGACGCGAGCGAUCCGAUACAGUGGCGUUGGGUGUUUUAUAUUGCGGCCGGUAUAUACUUUUUCGGUAAUCUGAUGUUCCUCAUCUUCGGCAAGGCGGACAUUCAGUCGUGGAACGAACCCGAAUCGCCCAUCCCUCAUUCGCAAACGAACGCAAACGACUCUGAUGCCACGCGAAGAGCCAGCAAUACAAAUCACAGUGAUUAGGUGUUAUUUCUGUUUAUGUGUGCGUGGGUGAUCCUGUCUAGUCCCGUCGGAAACGGUACGGAAACGCUGGAUAGUUGGAAUGUUCGUUGUUUUCUUAUGAUCAUGGAGAGCUUUAAGGAGUUGAAAAGGCAGACACGCUAACCGUCAAUUCAUAACCGAUACAGGAAAACUGGGCCUACUACGCUAUGGAGCGUAACGAUGUGAAAUAGUAGCUGAAACUAAACAAAAAGUAACUUACCACGCUGCAUGCGUGUUUUUAGCACAGAGUGGCAUUUAUUGUUUUUCCUUCUGCUUUCACCAGCCGUUGGUGAAAAAAGUCGUAGGAAAAAGAACCGUGGCCUAUAUUUAUGGAUCGUUAAUAAUAAAAACUACAGUAAAAAAGCGC
Molecule: messenger RNA, 2178 nt
Organism: Anopheles cruzii
Lineage: Eukaryota; Metazoa; Arthropoda; Insecta; Diptera; Culicidae
Product: putative inorganic phosphate cotransporter
Exons: 5
Coding region: 282-1793 (503 amino acids)
Biological process (GO): transmembrane transport; monoatomic anion transport
Cellular component (GO): plasma membrane
Molecular function (GO): transmembrane transporter activity
Source: RefSeq, a predicted model, not a curated record